AUGGACUCUCCCUUGCAUCCCCCUCGCCCGUGUGGCCCACGCUCUUCUUCAGCACUCAAAACCCCCGAGCCGUGUGUCCAAGACGGCCAGUUUCAACCGUUAACUCCCCCUCCGCGACCACCGCGAUUCCGACUCAAGAAGCGCGCCGUGUCGCAUCUUAGCGCUCCGACUCAGCAGUUCCUCGCCUCUGUCGCCGCUGCCGACGUGCCCAUCCCCAGCAUCGAGGAGCCCCAGGUCUUUGACGACAUGCUCGAAACGCCCGUCUUCCCCCACACCCCGCGCCUCAAUCGCAUCGCUUUUGACGAGCACCCGCCGACUCGCGGCAGGACUCUCUCGUCACCAAAGACGCCUGCCCCUCGUGCCGUGCCCUCUCUGUCGCCAAAGCGCUUCCCGGACUGGUCCCUCGGCGCCUCCCUCAGCAGCCUCGAGUCCAGCCCGGACUGCGAGUCGAGCCGCCCCUCGACUGCGCGAUCCACGCAGACGACCGCGUCCCUCUUCAGCCAGUUUUCCCUGACGUCCGAGGACCUGAGCCAGUGCGCGAGCCCCGAGGGCAGUCAGAUCGAUCGAUUCGCGUCCCUGCUACCGGCCGAGGAUGCCGACAAGACCGUCAAGGCCCUGGCGCGUCCCGCCACGCUUAGGAAAGCGCCUUGGACCCGAGCCAUGGGCAAGCAUCUCUGGUCGACGUACAUGAUGUAUCUGCAAGACCCGAAGGUCACGCCCUUUCGCAUCGGCAAGAGCGGCAUUCCCCCAUCGGGCGUGUGUCUGCGCGUCGCCCGCGAGGCCAAGAGAUCUUGGAAAGGGUCGCGGUCCCAGGCUAGGGCCGAAAACAAGAGCGGAAGCACGACGCCAACCGCCGAGACGGCGGCGCCGUACGUCGAAUGGCCGCACACUUGCGCGGCGACGCGCGCUCAUUUGAGGGAGCUCUGCAAAGCCAACAGCGGAACCGCCACCCGCAACGUCCAGUACCUGGCGCACAGCCCGACGCCCUUUGGCAAGACGGCGACUCGCUACCGGAACCGUCGCUCUGCGCCCCCCCGUUCCCCUUCCGUCUUCUCCGGGUCCGACAUGGCCAUGUCCCUGACGGUGUGCACGUCGGAUUCGAUGCAGCCGAAAGGCCCCCUGGCUCAGCUCGCAGGUCCACUGCCCGAGCCAACAAUCCUGGAGAGCAGGCCGCCUGGGCCUGCCAUUUCCGUCACGGACCACUCGGGCGAGCAGCAGAGGGCGCGACUGGGGUCCCCUUUCCUGGCGGCCAAGAGCUAUGGACCCAGUUCCACCAAUGCCCUGGCGGACAGUCUGGGUCUGGUCGCGGAGCCCCGGAGACAGAGCCGCACGGUCGGCACGCGGCGAAGCCUCGGAUCACCCGUGAGACUUGCCCAAAGCCGAAGCAGCACGCAGAAGCGCCGGUCCAGACAGCCGGCGCUGGAGCCUCGCAAGUCCAAGAGACCCAGUCUCGGCUCCGACUUCUGGACCGACCCGUCGUCUUCGACGACCGAGGCGCAGGCCAACCCGGCUGCGCCGUUUGCCGAAUUCUCUUCAACCAGUUCCAGCUUGCGCGACAACCUCUUUGUGCCUCGCACAAAUGUUCAGGAGCUGUUUGAGGCAUCGCACCCCUCGGCGUCGGGAGCCGAAGCCGUCGCCGGCCCCCUCCGCCUGUCGCUGGCGCCCCCGGCCGUGUGCCCCCCCCGGCUCGGAUCGCCCUUCUCCGCCAAGAGCACCAGCUUCUCCUUCCCCAGUCGAAGGUCCAACACUUCGUCCGUCAUGGGCUUCGCUGCGGCGCGAAGACCCUUUGCGACGGUCCACCAGUCGUCGGACGCUGCCGCCGGCUCUGCGAGGCCGCCCCUCGCCAACCGCCUGGCUUACAUCGACGAGCGGCUCAAGGACUUUCGCCGCCGGGAAGCACAGGCUCGACGGUCCCACUCCCCACUUUGA
This is a messenger RNA of Hirsutella rhossiliensis, 1929 nucleotides long. RefSeq lists its product as uncharacterized. The record is from RefSeq and is a predicted model, not a curated record. Lineage: Eukaryota; Fungi; Ascomycota; Sordariomycetes; Hypocreales; Ophiocordycipitaceae. The transcript has a single exon. The coding region runs from base 1 to 1929 and encodes 642 amino acids.